AUGAUGAACUCCAAUGUAAUGAUGAUGUGAGUUUUUUUCAUUUUUCGCUGAUUUAGCUUCAAAAAAAUAAGUUGGUUUUUUUACUAAAUAAUUUUUGUAAGAUUUUUUUGCGAUUUUUACAAUAGAAUGUUUGUUAUUAUAUAUGUUAGAACAAUUUUUUUAAAGUUUUUUUAAAAUUUUUCAGAACAGUUUUACACUCGAUUUUUUCGAAUUUCUCUCCGAAAAAUGUUUUUCAAAGCAAAAAGCAUGGACGGAUUUGAAAAAUAGGCUCUCUUUUUGAAAAUUUAGACGCUAGGAAUCCGUUUUUCCUGUUGCUGGAACAUUUUUUGGCCCCUGGUUGAACUUUUGAUAAAGCUUGGUUGAAAGAAACUUCAUGGCCUCCUAUGGGAAAAAGCGAAAGUGGGUCCUAUAGGGAAAAACCCCUUAUGGAGGUAUACUAAAGGACCCCUGAAUCUCAAACUCCCUACGGGACCCACUUCAGCUUUUCCCAGUAAUUCCAGAACGAGAAAAAAAACUUUAAUUUUUCAAGUGUCCAAAAUGCGUAGAGUUCUCGAUCGUGGUCAGAUUUUAGACUUCGAAAAAUUAAUUAUUGGCGGCUCACAAAAGAAAAUUUUGUUUUUUUCAAUAAAUUUCGUGUAAAUCUUUAUAAUUUGGCGUAAAGUGCGAAAUAGUGUUCAUUAAGAUUCAAGGCCAUGUUUUUUUUUGGCGAAAUUUAAAAAAUUCAGAAAAUAAGUGACUUUGUAAAUAUAAUGACCAGAAUUUUCGAAAAAAAGUUCAUACAAUUAAGAAAAAAGUACUUUAAACCGUUAGCACCUUUAUGAAGCCCAAAAAACUACUCAAAUUUUGAAAACUUGAAAAUAGGCGUCCCAGAAAAGUGACCGAACCGACCGACGCCAAAAAAGGUUUUCCCAAUGUUUUGAACGUGUAAUUGGUCAUUUAUACAGUGAAAAAUGUUUUAAAAGUUUCAAACGUGGAUUUUAUUUAGAAAAGACGAAUAUAUAUGCCGGAAGGAUGAUUACAUGAUGUCGCCGGCUUUUGGUCGUCUGACGGAAGAACUCAUCGAACCUACCUUCAAUUUGCGGCUCAUUGAAGCUGUUAAACACAGCCGAUGCAUUUUCGACUCGGGAGAUCGGCAGUAUAGGAAUACGGAAUAUAAAAAUAAGGUGAGGCAAUAAAUUUCGUUAAAUAAGUGUCAAAACGAGGAAAAAAAAUGCAGGAUAACAGAAAUUUCGGCUGAGUUCUCGAAAAGUUUUAAUUUUUGCGCUUAUAAAUCAGGCAAAAUUAUUAAAAAAGUGAUUAUUUGGUAUUUUUAGGACGCGACUGUUUAUUAUUUUUUUCGUUUGAUAAUUUUGCCAGAUUAGGAUCCUUCGUCACCCUAAAAGUAACAUUUCUGUAGAGACUUUUUUCCACCCUCUGUCUAUGUAUCUUGAAAAUUAAUUUUCCAGUCGAAAUCCUGCGUUUUUCUGACUAUUUUACAGCAUUAAUAACAUGAUUUUAAGGUCUGGAACCGGUUGGUGAGCGUUUUGAGCUUCGAGGGAGAUCCGAGGGCCUUGGCUUCUCGUUGGAAGCAGCUCCGUGAUAAGUUGGUCUUUUCUCAUAAAUUAGAAAUAAUGUAGUUUUGAAUAUUUAUUUUUGAAGCAAUCUACAAGACGCUUUGAAAUCGUUAAAAAAUAAUUUUUCAUUCAGAUAUGGAAAGGAGAAACGAAAGGCCAAGUACAGCGCUGAGCCGUCCGUUUGGCAAUAUUACAAGGUUUUUUUCCCCUCAAAUUGACUCUUUCUUAUUUUUAUCAUUACUAUUUUCCACUUUGUUUGAAACUUUUCAUAAUUUUCUUGUUAUGGUAGUUUUUUUUCAGCACCUCCAAUUCCUUGACCCUCAUAUGACGGAUCGAACCGACGUUUCGCCCUCGAGGAAGGAAAAUCAUGACGUUGUGAGUUGGGAGAUCAUAGAAAAAAAUGAAAAAUGUAAAAACCAUCAAGAUCUCGGAGUUUUUCAAAUAAAAAAAGAUGAGUUUUUAAAAUGUUUGUACUUAUAAUUUUGAACAGAAAAAAAGCUGUUUCACAGUUUUUGAAGGUUACGUGAUUUUUUUCAAUUUCACAAAAAAAUUUUUAAAUAAAAAAAUAAAAAGAAUUUGGAUUAAUAUGACUUUUUAAACGUUAGUAGAUCCCAUGAAAUAUUGAAGUUUUUUUUCAAAAAAAUGAAAUUUCAAUCAGAUUUUGAUUUUGUUUAGGGCAUCAUUUUAUUGAAAAAAAUGAACUGGGACGAUAAUUUUACAGCAAUUGGUGGUGACGGACCCGUCUUUCCCGGGCCGACUCAUCGACGAAGUCCACCUCCAGCCGUGUCUUUUCGACAUUCGAGACCCCAAAUAUCGCCAUUCGGACUGCCGUCACCAGGCCUGGAACCAAAUCAUUCAGAACUUGCGAUAUCCAAGUAUGUAAUCGAACCAGGGUCUUCUAACAAUAUUUCUUUUCCGAGCUGGUAUAAAAUUCUGGAAGAAGAUUUUUUACUUGGCUUUUCCAAUCUCCCUACUAUCCAGAACCUGCGCUAUCCUAGUACUUUUUUGAAUAUGGGACCAGUGAUUUUUAAAAAUUACUUUUUCCGAGCCGAUAUUAUUUUCAAAAAAAAAGUCAGAUUUUUUUUUUGAGUUUUCUAACCAGCGUCCCUGAAGCUUUCUACUUGAGCACUUUCAAAUCCGAAAAUUGACAGCGCCUAAGAAAAGAAAAUUUCAAAGUUUUCCCAUAAUUGUCAGCGUCUUUUACGGCUCCUGGAAGAACAGAACUCGACCUUUCUCAAAGAUUGGCAGCGCCUAAAUAAAAAGCUUUCAUGAUCCUCCUAAACUUGGCAAUUCCUUGAUCAGCGUCUGACUAAACAGAAGUCAUGUUCUGAUAGUAGGAGAAAAAAUAUUAGUGUAUCAUCCGCUUUUUACAUAAUUCCAGUCAACCAAUUUUUUUUUUGAUAUUUCUCUUUUCCUUGAAUUUCUCAUUCAAAUUGUGUAUAUCCUAAUGAAAACACAAAAAUGAAGGUAAUAAUCUCGAAGUAAUAUAUGAAACAGUAAUAAUUAAAGGAGAAAAGUCAGUAACGGAAAGAUUCCUAGCAAAAAGGGGAAAAAGUGGCUUUUGGAAAAUUCCCUAAUCUCACGAUCGUACUAUCCAAGCUCCAAAGGUUUAAUAUAUAUUUUCAAACUUGACAGUUUCCUAAAUAUCUUCAGAAAGAUCAGAACUUGAGUUUUUUCAGAAAUUGGCAGCGCCUAAAUAAAACUUUCCGGUUAAAAAAAAAAAAUUGGCGCGAAGUUCAAAUUUCAAAAACGUUCUUUUUUUUUCGAAGAUUUUCAUCUCAACUAGUGUUGCUCAUGUUACCUAUGUUUUCAGGUAACAUCAGCUCGAUCUACAAGCAAUGGAAAAAGCUCAGGGAUCGCUAUGUCAGGGAGAAACGACGAUUGAAGUUGCAGGUCGGUAAAAAGAGGAUUUAGAAAUUAAUUUGCUGAAAAAAUGAAAGAAAUUAUUGAAAAUUAAAGGCUGACGCUGGAAUCCACGAGGAAUCGACAUGGGAACUUUAUGGAGCAAUGCAGUGGAUGGACCCGUAUUUGGACGAUAGAGCGCAGUUUGUCGAAAAGUUAGAUUUUAUCGAUUUAUUGAUUAUUUUGCAGGUGUUCGAGGACUAUGAAGCGACUGGCGACCCAGGACGACCUUUCUGAUUUUGAACUCGAUGAUGAGUGCGUUUUUUUUUCCAAAAUGAAAAGAAAAACAUGAUAAAAAGCCAAAUUUGAUGAAAAUGGUUUUUUUGAAAUUUUGUAGCGUGAUGAAUUUUUGACUUGACACUGUUAUGAUUAGAACGAUUAAAAAAUAUUCUUGUUAAAAAAAAAUAUCAAAAUUUUCAGUCUCAACUACAUGAUGAUGGGUGGCGAUAAACGAGGGGGAAAUACAGGUAAAUUUUAUUAGUUUAAAAUGUACCUUUGAAGAAAAAUCGAUAAAGAGGUUGUCGUAAAUAUUGAACACGUAAAAAUUAGAGGGUCGCCGAGAGACGAGGAGGGCGCAGAGAAAAAAUCGCGAAAAAUGGACUCUUGUAUUACUAGGGAAUUUUUCAAAUUUUGGCAAUUUGAUCAGAAACGAAAAAAGAUAAGUUAGAAAAGACCAAAACGUCCGCACUUUCCAGUGUACGACGUGCCGAAGCGCGUAGCCUCCGGCGGUGACGUCAUGCUCGACGGCGACUCGGCCUUCUCCGCUUCGAUCGUCUCCGACCUGAGGACCCUGCCCGAACCGGCCCGAGCUCAGGCCAAGCAGCUCAUCGAGAUGCUCCUCGAAACUGGCAAAAUGCCAAUCAUGUGA
This is a messenger RNA of Caenorhabditis auriculariae, 4323 nucleotides long. The record is from the annotation of a GenBank genome assembly. Lineage: Eukaryota; Metazoa; Nematoda; Chromadorea; Rhabditida; Rhabditidae.